GUUUUAGAGGUCCGACUUGUGAUUAACUGGGAUAAGGGAAAAGCUGUCAACUUUUUACUGGAGUUACUUGAAUCGAUAAAAGCUGCCAAAAAGUCCAUUUACCCUGGCAAGAGUUGGGAUUUGGUGGGGCAACGUGUUCAUGAUGUUCUUAAAGAGUAUCCGCGUUUGCGCUUAACUCACGGGCGGAAGGUUUUAGAGGUCCGACCUGUGAUUAACUGGGAUAAAGGAAAACUUGUCACCUUUUCCCUUGAGUUAUUAGGGCUAAACAAUUGUGACGAUGUGCUUCCUAUGUAUAUUGGAGAUGAUCGGACAGACGAAGAUGCAUUCUAUGUUUUGAGAGAGGGAAAUAGAGGUUAUGGGAUCUUGGUGUCUUCAGCACCAAAAGAAAGCAACGCAGUUUACUCUCUUCGUGAUCCAUCCGAGGUGAUGGAAUUUCUCAAGUCACUUGUGAUAGUUGGGUCGGGCCGCCACAAAACUUUGUGA
Cajanus cajan (pigeon pea) is the source of this 483-nucleotide messenger RNA. Lineage: Eukaryota; Viridiplantae; Streptophyta; Magnoliopsida; Fabales; Fabaceae. The record is from RefSeq and is a predicted model, not a curated record.